UUCCUGCGUAUUGCUUGGGGAGGGAAGAGCAGAGCAGCACGUCAGCGCUUGCGAGCGGGCGGAGCGAGUGGAGGUGGCUGCUCGGAGCAGAAGCAAAGCGGCGGAGGCGGCGCGGAAGCUGUGCAAAGACUCGCCUGUCUGCCCGGUGAGAGAGGAUCAUGCAAAAUGGCAAAUCCUGAACUUGAUCCAGAUAUUUUCAAUCACAUCACGUUAUAUGGAGCUUAUGUCAGACCGUGUUGUGAACUGGUUCGUGCAAAAUUUGGAAGCUGUUCUUCAGUGAAAUAUAGACCAGGUGAAAUCUGUAAAAUAUGGUGUAGUAAACCAGUUUCUGAGCUGCACAAAUAUUGUGACAUGAUCAAAAUAUAUACCUUUUGGCCAUUUUUAUUUGCGCCUGGAUGUAAACACACAAAGAAAUGUCUUGAUUCCAGUGAUUGUGAAGUGGGCGAGCUGAAUCUGGAGAGACUAUAUGAAAUCGAGACAUUAGAAGAUGUAACUGAUAUAGCCAAAAAGUUUGCGGAUGUUCCACGUUUCAUCAAUGGCAUAUUGAAAAUUGGAGCUGAAAUAGACAAUAGAAUCUUCAAUAUUUAUGAUGCUCUUGACUGGAUAAAAUAUGCUGAUGACAUCGGUAUUUUACAGAAAUUAGAAAAGCUUGGAAAUUAUUGUUGGCCUUUCCUAGAAGUCUUCUUUGCUGAAUACAAGCAUCUCAUAAGCAAAAUUAUAUUGGAAGACUACAACUUAAUAGAAGCAUUUGAAUCUCAAAACUGUGACGGUUGUAUGAAGAAAAGUGAUCUCAUGAAAAAUUGGGGAAAUGAAGCAUUUGCUAAAGAGCAAUUUGAUAUUGCUGCCGCUUCCUAUACAAAAGCUAUAGAAUUAUGGCCUGAAAAUCACAUUCUUUAUGGCAAUCGGGCUCUCUGUUUUAUCCGAACUGGACAAUAUAAAAAAGCCCUGUGUGAUGGGAAGAGAGCCAUAAUUCUGAAGCCCAACUGGCCAAAGGGACACUAUCGAUUCUGUGAUUCACUCUAUCUCUUGGGGGAGCACAAAAAAGCACUAGAAGCAAAUGAGAAAGGCCAAGAGCUGUGCAGAAAUAAUCCUGAAGGAAUUAAGGAUCUUAUACAGCAACAUGAGAAAUUUAAAAAGCAAAUUGAUGAAAUGAGAGGUGUGAAACAAAAUAAACACAGAAUAAAGAAGGCAGUAGUUCAGAAAAAUUUUACAGAAUCUUCUUCAGUCAGUGCCCAGGAAUCAAAGAAAUCUGACAAUGAAAAGAAAACGCAGCCUGACAACAAUCUUGGUAAACAGAAGCAUACAAAGGUAGCAGCUAAUACCUUAACUAAAGAAAACAAAGAUCGUCUUUCAGAUAUUUCGUCAGGGCUGAGGGAAUAUCCAGGAAAAUCCAGGAGCAAAAUGAGUGACUUUGAAAAGACAAGAGAUGAGCUGAAUUCAAAAACUGAUUCUCAGAAAUGUCUGGAUAAACAGAAAGCUCCCUGUGGUACUGUGCAACAGGGGAGAAUAAUACUGUCGUUGAGGAGUACUGUAGAAGAUGGAUGUACAUCAUUGAUGGAUCAGCGCUUUCACAAUGCUGAACAAUCCUUUGCACGAUUGUUAAGUGUUCUAGAUCCAUCCAACCUACAGCCAUUGAAGUUUGCUGUUGUUGAUUAUGUCGUCAUCCUCUAUGGCUAUGCUACUGCUCUCCUUGGAAUAGGGCAGCCUGAGGAACUAACCAAAGCCAAAGACCAUUUCAGUAACAUAAUUGAGAAGUAUGAGAAAGUGAGAUUUGAUUGCUUAGCACAUUAUGGAAUUGGAAAAGUAUAUUUGAGACAAAAUAGGUUUUCAGAAGCUCUGGACCAGUUUUUGAAAUCAAAGACCAUGGUUAGUCAUAAGAUUAUGCCUGGUGUAUUGACGUGGCCUACAACUUCCAUAGUUAUUGAAGAGACAAGAACAGAAAAAUUUCAAGUUAUAUUGCAAGAUCACAUUGAAGAAUGCAGAUUUCCUCCAGCUCCACAUGCAGUUUGUCGCUACCAGCAGUGCCAAGCGCAGAAAAUAAAAAUCUAUUUUAGCGACCCAGAUUUCAAGGGUUUUAUACGUGUUACCUGCUGUGAACAAUGUAAAGUGGAGUUUCAUGUAAGCUGUUGGAAGAAGUUGAAAGCAGCAAGAUAUACAGAUAAAACUGAAAAGGACUUCCUUCGAGAGCUAUGUUUCACUCCAGAUUGUAGCGGUCUCAUUUCUAAUAUUGCUGUCUUCAGCUCCUCUGGUUUAAUCAAAUGUGAGUAUGAAGAUAAAAUAAAAAGCAAGAAUCCUCCAAGGCCCAUUGUUAAACAGGAAUGCACAAGUUCUAGGACCCUACAGAAAAAACAGGAGAGAAAAUUGAAGAGGAAAUUAAUGAAAGAAGACACAUUACUGUCACUAGGGAACUUUGCAGAAGUACUUCACACAGCAGACUCUAUAUCAAAUGAUGACAGUGAUAAAGGGAGCAGUGGUGGCCUUGUUCACAAGAAUUAUUUUGCUGGGGAUAGAGUCCUGCAGCUUAUUAUGCAGAAUUUUGAGAAAAUACGGAGAGGUGUACAUGAUGGCUUCAAACUUCUUAAUGAACUGUUUUCGUGGUGGGUAAUUAGCGAAGCGGACCACACACGGUUUUCAACAAACUGUGUAACCUCAGUUGAAGUAAUGGAUCAGAUUGUAAGCUCCGUAAUUGACAAAAAUAAUAGAGUGGCGACAAGAAUUUUUGUUCAUGUUUUAAGUGAGCUUGAAGAAGUGGAUCCUAGACUACACGACUUAAUGAAACAUCUUGAUAGUAAUGGUUUAAAAGCUACAAAACAGUUUUUUGCCAAGUAUGGAACAUGCAUCUUACAGCUUGAUCUUGACUUCAUAGCAGUGCUGUGGAAUGAGAAAUAUGGCAUUAAACUAGGCAGGGAGUUCACCUGCACGUCUCCAGAUAUGAUAGAUGAGCUAUCGUUGAUAGAACUUCGGUGUUUUUUAUGGCUCUUAGAAGAGAACAGAGAGAAUUUUCCAUCUCUCCUUCAAUACUUAGAUGACUAUUUUGAUAACAUGGAUAAUCGGUAUACUGUAAUAAGGAAGGAAGAGAAUGCAACUGCCUCAAAUAAUACUAUCAAAGUUAAAAACAGAAACCGAAAGAAGGCAAAGGAACCAAAGUCUAUUUUAGUCCUGUCUGGUGGAGUUGGUACAGUAACUCGAGAGGAAGACAAUAUAUUUUCAGAAGAAAACACCUUUUUUAUGAAUCCACGUGACCCUUUCAGAAUCCCAGAUGGUCUUAAUGAGCAGGUGGCGAUAUUUGAAGCUUUGUAUAAUACUUUUUCCUCCGGUAGCAGUUACCAGAGAAUUUUGGACAAUUACCCAGACCCAACGUGUGAAAGCUUAUAUGACUAUUUUUCUCAAAUCUUGGAAGAACAUGGCCCCAUGGAAAUUGAUAAUCCACUGUUAGUUGGAGAGUAUGAACACUUUCCUGCAGAGACUCGUAAAAUAGUGGAGGAUGCUGGGGGUCUGAAGUCUUUCCUUCUGGAAUCUCUACGUUUUGUUAUGAUUGGCGACCUUAUUGGCUUGAUGAAACAUUCGGUGAUGCUGAAGGAAAAUGCGGAUGUCACUGGAGCUGCAGAAAGGACUAAAAAUGAAGAAACUUCUUCGGCAAGCCUUCAUAGUCAAGAAAACAGCAAACCACGUUUAAACCCAGCUGCUAAGGAGUUCCAGCCCACCUCAUAUAUUAACAAUCCUUAUGUGUCAGUAUCUACUAAUACUCCAGCCCAUGAUACUCUGGAAUAUAUGACUACCAGCCAUUCCGCUUUUAGUCCAUUCGUUCCCACAUACUCCCUUUCCACUCCGGUAACUGACAUGAUAGCAGCAUCACUGCCUAUGCCAGAUGCCUCUUUGCCUUCAGCUUUACCCCAAAGCCACCCAAUAUUUCUGAAUGAGAUUCAGUCAGAAUAUCAGAAUGAGAGAACGUUGCCAACGAUUCCUGAAAUGCUAGAUAUUUUGGAGCAAUCUAAUUAUAUAUAUCCAGAUGCUUUCCUUCAUAUUGAUCCAGAAGUGACAUCAAGCGAGGAUGGCGAAGAUAUUCUUGUGGCGAAUGAUGAGGUGCAACUGUCAGCAUUGUCUGACAUUUGCUCUUGUGAAAAUAAUCCUGAUAACAUUGAGAAUAAUAGUAAUGAAGCCGGAUGUGACUCUGUUACUAAAAUGGAAACCAAUAAUAAGUCUGUAGCAAGAAACAAACCCCGUUCUAGGAUGAUUGCUAUUCAGGUAGAUCAAGAACAAGCAGACGAGGGAAUCAAUACUUUGCCUUUUCAUCCAUAUGAAACCCAACAAGGAGAUAUGUUACGUAUGGAAAAAGAACACCAGGUUCUACAAGAGCAGCUUAAAGAAGCAGGUGAAAAAUAUGAGCAGCUUAAAUAUCGAAGCUCUGAAGAAAUCAAUGUAUUAGAAGCUGAGAUUUUACAACUUGUUCAAGAAAACAAGCUCACUAGAAAAGAGCUGGAUUGGUUGCACCAGGAUGCAGAAACAGAAAUGAAAAGAUGGCAACAGGAGAAGAAGGAAAAUCAAGAAGGAUUAAAAGUUGGAAAGAAUAAAAUAAGGAAGCUGACAGAAACCAAUGAAGGGUACAUGAGAAACAUUGAGGAGAAGGAUAAGCAGUACAAACUACAUUUGGAUGAAUUCAUUGAGAUCAGUAAUAAAUUUGAAAAUGAAAAAGUAAAAAGGGAGGAGCUUAUAAAGAAAAGACGGGAGAACCACCAGGAGUGUGUUGCACGAGCUAUCGCAGCUGAGGUUUCUGUGCUUGAAAACUGGAAGGACACCGAAUUAUAUAAAUUAGGCAAAAUAGCAACAGAUGCGGAAACUUAUCUUAAGUAUCUGAAGUUUAUGACAAGCCACUCUUCAGUACCCCAGUUGAAGUUACAAAUUAAUUCUUGGGAGUCCUUUAUUUCUAAUACCAAAGACGAAAUUAUGAAAGCAGAGAGGCAGUUUGACGAGAGAAUUUACAUGGUGAAAAAUGGUACCUUUCUAGAUAGUAUCUCCAAAGUGGAAAUUGCAGAACUUCAACCUCCAAGUGUCCUCUCAUCCGUAACACAUGAGAGGCCUCCUAUUAAUGAUCCAGCCAUUGUAAUGUAUUCAGCUGCAGCUCCACACCUGCCCUCUAAUUUGUUUGCUACCUUUUCAAGUUCUGACGAUGAUAAUCCUCUGCACUCCAUAGUUAACAAGCAUAUGGGAAAUAAAAUAUCCAAGAAAGAUUCUAAGUACUCUCUUGCAAAUAAAGGCUUGGAAGAAGUGCCUCCUGACUGCAGAGAUAUGGCACUUUCUGAUUACAUAUGCCUACCCCAGUCACCAGGAAUCUCUAGAAGAUCUAUCCAGGACACCCAGCUGCAACACAGCAGCCAAGAAGAACCAGCAGCAGCAGCUGCAGGGCUGGACCAUGCUAAUGCUAUAAGUAGGCCAGCGCUGCCACAACUAUAUGAAGACGUCAUUGAUCAACUCAUAAUUAUAUUUCCUCACCUUACAAGAUCAGACAUUGGAAAUUUCAUCGAAGAAGUCCAAGUCAAGAAUAGAAACAAAUGGAGCACAGCUGAACUCCUAAACAGGGUAACAGAAUCUAUUUUGGAUCGUCCAAGCAAGAAAAAGGUUCUCCCUUCUUCGGGGAAAAUAGAAGCAGCAUCUUCCACCACUUCUGGAGGGAGCAGAAAUCAGACUCAAAAAUUGCUGAAGGCACCAGGACGAAGCGUGUCUAACCUCUCCAAGUCAAAACUUGCUAAUGAAAAAUCAAAGAAGACGACUCUCCCACCUCCAUCAAGUCACACGCCUUGGAAAACUGUUGGAGAAACAUCAAAAUCAAAGUGGAAGAAAUCAAGUGAUGCUGCUGAUAAUGAUCCCUGUGUAAUAUGUCACGAUGAACUAACUACCGAAAUGUUGCAUGUGCUAGACUGUGGACACAGAUUUCACAAAGUGUGUAUUGGUCCAUGGAUUAAGGAGCACAGCACAUGCCCGACCUGUCGCCGUCAUGUUUUGUUACCUGAAGAUUAUCCUGAGCUUCCUGGCCGAAACAGAGCCACUUAGAUGCUACAUACAGAUUAGCAAGAAUAUGUGAUUCACAUCAUACAGAAUCAUGAUGAUAAAGGUGUGUGGAGUCAUCAGUUUAUAGAGUAUCGUAUGUUACAUACAAUAAACAAUUCCUCUGAAAUACUUUUAAGCAACGAUGCAGUUAGAAAUUCUGCUAUUUUAUUCAAUUGUUUCUAUUGUAUUGGCAGUAGUAAUCUAGUUCAUAGACAUGAGCAAUGAAUACCUUGGUUGCAUUGCAGCAAAACAAAGUUAGCAGCCUUCAAAAUUUGCCUAACAAAGGUUUAUCCCCUUAACACAUGAAUAUAUAUAUAUUUAAGGAGGAGGUAUCUGUUUCUGUUUCUAGCUUCUGUGGAUCCAAAUGUUGUGACACUUGUGAAUUCAGGAGGCUGGUUAAGAGUGGGCAGUACUGUUCAGCGAAUUAAAAGCUUGGUACUGGUUCUAAGAGAGGUUUUUUUAAUUUCCAGAUGAGAGAACAGCCUGAAAAUUCCAGGUGUAGACUCAUAAGCACCUUGUUUUUUUUAGUAUUCAGCGCUUUCAAAAACAAGUUAGUAAUCUGCCCUUCAAAAAUAAUUCUUGGCUAAUAUUUGGCUUCAAAGAUAAACUAAAAUUUGGAAUACUGAAUCCAAAGAACCAUGUUUGAAAGAUGCCUAGACAUGCUUGUGGAAGAGAAAGCAGACAAACUUGUGUAACACUUUGUGAGAGAGGCUGACCCUGUAACAGUCCUCAUCUUCCUGCUUGUGAAAAAGAAAGAUCAGCUCUGAAUUUAGUUUAUUUUCUCAUAUUACAUUCUAGCAUUUGCAAACCACCUGUGAGUAGGUUUCCUUAAAAUUUGCAUAUAAAGUCCAUAAUAGUUUCCUUCAAAGUGAGCAAAUAAACUAGCUUGUUUGGUUGUUGUAAGGAAUUAGCUUUAGAUUUUUUUAAAAAAAUAGCCACACUUAUUUUAUAUCGGUAUAGCCUCACUGUUCUUAAUUAGCCACAAAUAAAUCCAUGUGAAUACCAAAGCUUUUAAAAUUAAGGUUGCGUAUUAACUAUUUUAAAUUACAUCAGGAACUGUCUUCCCACAUUUCCAAAUUAAAUGUCUGGGUACAAAAUAUAAAACAAUGACUUUGCUCUACUCAACCGCGGAGAAAGCUCCUCAUGAAGCAGGAAUUCACCAUUUUCCUCUCCCCUCUCUUGGCAAAUAAAUGCCAAAUUGUUGCAGAAAAGCAACUCUCGUCAAGGAAUGCAAGCCCUUGGCCACAGUUUUGGGUUAUUUAGAUGAAUAAUGGGCUGCCUUUACUGAUAAUCAAAUAUUAAGAGGCAUUUGUACUGACAAGAUGCUUGUAAGUUGAUUGCUGAAAAUGCCCUGUAAUUUAACAAAAAGGCUGUUUGGGAAUUCCAACCCUAAACCAUGGAUCUCUUUUUUGUCACUCCUUCCAAUUCAAAAUGUUGCAUUUAAAUGUUUGAUUCAUAAUUGGAGACCUUCUAUAUGUUGUCUAGAUGCUGAGUAUUUGCUCAUUUUACCUGCAUUCAGAAUACAGUACUGAAAUAGCUGCAUACUUUCAAAGCAAAACUUUGUAAUCACAUUUAUCACAGCCUCUGAACCAAUAAAAAUGAACAAUAUCAA
Messenger RNA from Podarcis raffonei (Aeolian wall lizard), 7657 nucleotides. It is a transcript of the gene TTC3, whose product is annotated as tetratricopeptide repeat domain 3. The transcript has 46 exons. The record is from RefSeq and is a predicted model, not a curated record. Gene Ontology annotation, molecular function: protein binding. NCBI's taxonomy places the organism in Eukaryota, Metazoa, Chordata, Lepidosauria, Squamata, Lacertidae. Bases 166 to 6048 code for a protein of 1960 amino acids.